GGGCUCGGUGGCGGUGGGCUGCGAGGCGGCGGCGCGACGGCGGGGGCGGGCGGGGGCGGGUGGCGGAGGCAAGGGAGAGGGUGGGCCACCGCGGUGGCCGUGAGGGCGGAGGCGACGCGGGCGGCGGUGGGGACGGACGCACGGGAGACGGCGGCGACGGCGGCGACGACGGAAGCGUGGGGACGGGCAGGCCCGAUGGCGGGGGCGUGCCCCGAUGGCGGGGGCGUGCCUGAUGGGAGGGCGGCCGGCCGACUGACAAGCGCUGCGCUGGGAGGCGGUGGUAGUGCUCGGGCUGGCGCGCCCACGCGUUGUGCUCGGGCGCAGCUGACCCGACCGCAAUCGGCGGGUCGCGACAAUGCGCGGGGCAGCCUGCGCGUCCCGACAGCGCCGACAAGCGAGGCGCAGGCUGCGGAGGGCAACCUGAGGAACGCGCGACGAGCGAGUCGCGUGCGCGGCGAGCCGGCGAGGUAGCCG
Molecule: messenger RNA, 474 nt
Organism: Emiliania huxleyi CCMP1516
Lineage: Eukaryota; Haptophyta; Isochrysidales; Noelaerhabdaceae
Exons: 3
Source: RefSeq, a predicted model, not a curated record